CGAUUUACGAAAGACCCAUGAAGCACAACACUAGACGAGACCUCCCGGAGAGAAGAAUUUGCGGUUAAAAGUGGGGUGAAAAAUCUAGUUGAAACUUGAUCCAAUUAAAGCUCAUCUCGUGAUGCACUUUGAAUUAUUAUGUGUCCCCACCUCGGUCUAUCAAGGCCGUCGGUCUAUUCUAUAACUUAUUUAUGUUCAGCAUGUUUGCACUUCAUAAAUAGCACUCGCAAUGAGUCAGCAGUUCAGAAGUACUGGGCUCAAAUUAGGCGUGACACACACUACGUUAUCGAUUUGUUCCACACCGUCAUUAAGGUGGGGUUUGGGAAGGGGUUUGAUAUUUCCACCUUCGAUUAAGAUUACGUCAAAUGGCCUUAAAUCCAGCUAACACACAAAAAUGAGAACAAACACCGGUUUCGCUCUCCGAAAGUAUGCUCUCAAGGUCAAAGUCCGAAAAAAGGGCCUCGUAGAAACUCUGCCGAAAGAGAGAAGAGGACCCAGCGGGUCAUCUUCGACCGUUUGACUUUUUCGUGGUGGGACGCUUUUCAGUUCCAUUCGAGAUGUCGAGCAAGCCGGUCCUGUACACGCACACGAUUAGUCCCGCCGGCCGUGCGGUCGAGCUGACCGUGAAGGCGUUAAACCUUGAUGUCGAUGUUCGCGAGAUGAACGUCUUCAAGGGUCAGCAUAUGAGCGACGAGUUCAAGAAGUUAAACCCCGUCCAAACGAUCCCAACACUGGACGACAACGGGUUCGUGCUGUGGGACAGCCACGCCAUCAUGAUCUAUCUGGCGCGCCGUUACGGUGCCGAGUCCGGCCUCUACACGGAAGAGUACGAGCAGCAGGCCCGCAUCAAUGCGGCCCUCUUCUUCGAGAGUUCGAUCCUGUUCGCGCGGCUCCGCUUCUGCACGGACAAUCUGACCGUGCUGGGCAAGAGUGCGAUACCGGAGGAGAACCUACAGCGUGCGCUGGAAGGGCUGCAGCGGCUGGAGAGGAUGCUGCAGUCGGAGUAUGUGGCCGGCGAUCAGCUGACCAUUGCGGAUCUGAGCUGCGUGAGCAGUGUGGCCACACUGCACCUGAUGCUGAAACCGUCGGCGGAAGAGUUCCCCAAAACGUUCGCCUGGAUGGAACGAUUGUCGAAGUUGCCGUACUACGGGGAGGUGAUGGGACGAGGACUUAAAGCGGCCGGAGAGCUGAUGCAGACGCUUGGUAGCAAGAACAGUGGUGGUGGUGGUGAUGGCAACUAGAAGCGCAGUAGGCAGUGGAACUUACUCUACGCUGUGAAGUGAGGGACGAAGAUGGCGCUGCUUAAGCUGCUCUAGUAUCCGUUGCGGAGGAAUUCUAGCACCAAACUGAGCGUUCUCGGGCUUAAUCUUACCUUACAAGUAUGUGUUUGUAUGUUGAUAAUCGCCGAUAAGAGCAUGCCAACACUCCAAAAUUCUCUUUAGUACAGGUUCUAACUAUUUGUUUACAUUUCAGGAGAACUUUAUUUAGAAAUGUCAAUUUAAUUCGCUGCUUGUUUUUUUAUAUUUUUUUUCGGUUUAUGUGCUACCAAAUAAACGUAGAUGCCGCAGAAAUAGAA
Messenger RNA from Anopheles coluzzii, 1576 nucleotides. RefSeq names its product glutathione S-transferase 1-like. The coding region runs from base 558 to 1241 and encodes 227 amino acids. The record is from RefSeq and is a predicted model, not a curated record. The transcript is spliced from 2 exons. Gene Ontology annotation, molecular function: glutathione transferase activity. Gene Ontology annotation, biological process: glutathione metabolic process. Lineage: Eukaryota; Metazoa; Arthropoda; Insecta; Diptera; Culicidae.